UAGCAAAAAACUAUAGAUAAAGGGAAACAAUAGCAGCAGCAACUUAUAUAAAAUGGCCUGCGUGACGGAGGAUUUUGCGAAGAAGUGUGAAAUCAAGCAGAAUGAAAUGCUGGGCAGAUUUGUGGUUGCUGCCACCAAUAUUAAGGCCGGCGAGACAUUGCUGCUGGAAGAGCCAACACUGGUGCUGCCCAAUGUGGGCGACAGACGCUGUUCUAACUGCCACAAGUUGACGAACACAUUUUGCAGCAAGUGCCAACUGUUGUCACUGUGCGACGAGUGUGCCCAGCACGAGACCUUUGAUUGUACACGUCUGGCCGAGCUCAAGGCUCAGCUGCAGCAGGAAGAGGAUGUACAAAAAUUGCAGACGCACGCGGAAAUUGGUUUGGCCCUUAAGUGUCUGUUGCUGCGAGAGAGCCAGGAGAAGCAGAGGCAGUUCGAGCAAAUGCUGCAAAUGGAAGCACAUCUUGAGCUCAGACGCGGCUCGGAGAUUUGGUGUAACUACGAGGAGCAGGUAGUGGCGCCAUUGCAGGCAGCAGGAUUGUUAGCGCACUUUCGCAAUGGGGAUCAGGUGAAUGCGGAUCUGUUGCAAAGAUUGCUCGGCAUUUUGGAUGUGAAUGCAUUUGAGAUACGAGCACCGGAGCGUGAAAGUGCCAUGCGUGCGCUCUACGUCCGAGCCGGACUCUUCUCACAUAGCUGUAUGCCCAAUCUGAUGGCCGCCAUUGACGAUGAGCGACGAUUGAAGAUCUAUGCUAAUCGUUUCAUAGCCGCUGGAGAGAUACUCUACUAUUGCUACACCAACGUUUUGCUGGGCACAGAGGAGCGUCGACACAUUCUCAAAACGGGCAAAUACUUUGACUGCAACUGCGCCCGGUGUCUGGACCCCACUGAAUUGGGCACACAUCUGAGCAGCUUUGUUUGCGCCACUUGCGCCUGCCCCGGCGGGUAUGUAGUCCGUCAGCCAGGCUCGGGCGUGUGGCAGUGUCUGCUCAAUGCGGAGCACACGCUCAAGCCGGAGUUCGUGGCAAAUCUGCUGGAACGGGCCAAAGAGGAGAUUUUUCAUGCCAAGGACGACAUCUAUCGGUAUGAAUUGCUGCUGGCCAAGCUGAGUCGUCUGCUGCAUGGCAAUCAUUAUGUUAUGCUCGAUCUGAAGCAAAACAUAGCCGCCAUAUUGAGGCAGAUAUUGCAGAAUAUGGCCCAUCGCCCCAGCCGUAAAGUAUAUGAGCGAAAGAUACGCCUAUGUCAGGAGAUACUGCUAGUUCUGAAGGUAAUACAGCCAGGCAUAUCCCGUUUGAAGGCUAUUGCUUUAUAUGAGUUGGCAAACACGCAAGCGGAGCUGGCCAGAAAAUUAUACAGUGAGCAGGAGUAUGGUGCUGACGAACUGCUGGCAGAACUACAGAGAACUGAAAUAAUGCUUCGCGAAUCCUUGCGCAUGCUGUUGUAUGAGCCUAUAGCUACCCCGGAAGGAAACCUAGCUCGAUGCAUGCUGCGCGAGCUGAAAGAAUUGCAAGAGGAUAUGAAAUUGUUGCUGGUUCCAAGCGUUGGAAAAGCCAAUUGAAUUUAAUUUCAAAUAAAAGUGAGUCGUGGUCCACGUCACGGUUAAUAUUAGAGCGCUUCUGCUCGGAGGUGUUGACAGUUUUAAUCAUCGAUCAAAUAAAAUUAAAAAAUUCACAGUGCUACAAAUAGUUGAAGACUGUUUGGUAUCGUACAUAUUCGGUGGUACAAAUAAAAGGUCGUUAGAUCGAUACUAAGUUUAUCUAA
Scaptodrosophila lebanonensis is the source of this 1758-nucleotide messenger RNA. RefSeq names its product SET domain-containing protein SmydA-8 (gene SmydA-6). The coding region runs from base 53 to 1555 and encodes 500 amino acids. The record is from RefSeq and is a predicted model, not a curated record. Gene Ontology annotation, molecular function: protein binding. The transcript is spliced from 4 exons. NCBI's taxonomy places the organism in Eukaryota, Metazoa, Arthropoda, Insecta, Diptera, Drosophilidae.